Vicia faba (fava bean) is the source of this 2091-nucleotide messenger RNA. Lineage: Eukaryota; Viridiplantae; Streptophyta; Magnoliopsida; Fabales; Fabaceae. The record is from the annotation of a GenBank genome assembly.
AUGGCGACUCGUGAUGGCGGUAUCAAGUCAUCAUCUAUUAACGGUGUAAAAAUGUACACAAUAGCUUCACAGCAACCCUCACUUGCUUCAUGGGUUCCAACAAAGAAGCAGCAAUCUCACCGCCCUGUCAAAAGUUAUACUCAAAACGUGCAGCUUAUUGAAGACUUGAGGUUCACUACUGCAACAACAAAGAUUAAAGCAACUCCUGAUGGCGAGUUUGUCAUUGCUUCAGGUAUAUAUCCGCCGCAAGUAAAAGUGUAUGAGGUAAGGGAGCUGGGACUAAAGUUUGAAAGACAUUUGGAUUCAGAGAUCAUUGAUUUUCAGGUUUUAUCUGAUGACUAUUCAAAACUUGCAUUUUUAUGUGCUGAUCGCUCUGUUAAUCUACAUGCAAAAUAUGGAAAGCACUACAGUUUGCGAAUUCCAAGGAUGGGAAGGGAUAUUACUUAUGACGAUUGGUCUUGUGACUUGCUUUGUGCCGCCUCUUCCCCGGACCUGUACAGAAUCAACUUAGAGCAGGGGCGAUUUCUCUCCUCCCUUAAUACACAAUCCCCUGCAUUGAAUGUAGUUUGUCGAAGCAAGCUACAUGGAUUAGUUGCCUGUGGGGGUGAAGAUGGUGCUGUGGAAUGCUUUGACACACGAGUGAGAUCUUCUGUUGGUAGAAUUGAUGCUGUCGGACCUAGUGGUGAUGUUGACCAGGAGGUCACAGCACUAGAGUUUGAUGGUGACGGGGGCUUCUUAAUGGCUGUUGGAAGUAGUGCAGGAAAGGUACUCAUCUAUGACUUGCGCUCAUCAAUUCCUGUACGAAUACAGGAUCAUAUGUAUGGCAGCCCCAUUUUGGAUAUUAAGUGGCAUCGUACUCUUAACUUUGAACGACCAAUGUUGAUUACCAGUGAUAAUCAUGUCGUUCGAAUAUGGGAUCCUGACACGGGAGAGGGCUUAACCAGCAUUGAACCAACCACAGGAGCAAUAAAUGAUGUGUGUACAUUUCCUGGUAGUGGUUUGAUCCUGUUGGCCUUGGAUUGUAGCCAAAUACCAUCUUACUUCAUACCAUCCCUCGGACCUGCUCCUAAGUGGUGUUCUUCUCUAGAAAAUUUCACAGAGGAGCUAGAGACGAGUGGACAAACAACUAUUUAUGAUAAUUACCAAUUUUUGACCAAGGAGGAGCUUGACAGGUUAAAUUUGACGCAUCUGAUUGGCACCGAUGUACUUAGAGCCUGCCUGCACGGCUACUUUAUUAAUUAUGCAUUAUACAAAAAGGCAAAAACUUUGGCGGAUCCUUUUGAAUUUGAAGCUUAUUAUGAACAGCAUAAGCGAGAUAAAUUAGAAGCUGAACGGGCCUCAAGAAUUACGAUCAAGAGAAAAUUACCCAAAGUUAAUCGGGCCCUUGCAGCUCGCCUGAUUGAAACUGAAGAUACUGAAAAUGAGAAGAGAGAUGAUGUUAAAGAGAAUGAACCUAAAAAAUCAUCCAAGAAAAAGAAAGGGCUUAGCAUGCAAGAUCUUGAAGAUGACAGAUUUAAAGAUAUAUUUGAUAAUAAGGAAUUUGAGAUUAAUGAGAACUCUGAAGAAUAUCUGGCGUUGCAUCCCAUGGGUGCUAAAAAGCAAACAUCCUUGUUAACAGAGCAUUUUGAACCUGUGUCUGAUGAUGAUCAAAGUCUUGGUGAAGAUGAUGCAUCAUCGGAAGAUGAACCUGCAAAUAAAACAAAUGAGAAAACUCGAGUUCCAAGGAUGUAUGAAAUUAAGAAUGAGCAGCAUGCAGAGGCAUUCUGGAGCCAAAAAUCACUUGCAGCUGAGGAAUCACUUCCUAUGGGAGAUAGAGUGGCAGCUCUAAAAGAUGACCGAAGAACCUCUAAUAUUCCACGAGGUGUUAAGCAGGGUCCUGGAGGAUCACGGGAAAUAACCUUCACUUCAAGAAACAAAGCAACAUACAACGAAGAUGACGUAGUUAAAGUGGAUCCCCGGAAAAAGAGGGGAGUUCAAUCAUUGGGGCUCAAGCCCCAGGGAUCAGGGUUUAAUGGUCGUGGUCGCGGUCGCGGUGGUGGUCGUGGCCGUGGCAGAGGGGGCCGUGGGCAUGGCAGAGGAGGACGUCGAUAG